GCUGCAAUAGCUGCCGCGCCUCUGCUCCCUCCCUCCCUGCACAAUUAGCCAAUCAGAGGAAGCCCCUCGCAGAAGGCACAAAAGGAGAACAUUGCAGCACAGACAAGGAAGGAGGAGGCAGAGGGAGGCGCAGGGGAUCCCGCACACGCGCACACACACACACACACACACACACACACACACACACACACACUCGCACGCACGCACGCACGCACACGCACCAGGACCAGAGUCCUCCGGACACGCCCUGCCGAGGAAACACUACCAUUCUCUCUGCUGAAGGCUCGCCCACGCUGGUUCGCGAGGAAGCCGUCCUCCACCGUCACCUUCAACAGAAACGCUCCUCUUCUUCACCCGAGCGAGAAAACACACCGCAGUCCCAGGGGCUGACCCUUCCCUUCAGAAGACAGAUUUUUUUUUUUCUUUUUUUCUUUUUUUAAUUUUAAAUUAGGUUGGUUGGCUUUUUUUUUUUUUUUUUUUUUUUUUAAAUAACAAAAGAGAAGAAAAAAAAAUUGAAUUAAAUUAAACUAAAUAAUCACAGAAGGAAACAAGAUCCUGCCAAUCGAAGGACCGAAAUCUCCACCAUACUGGUGCAUUAAGAAUGGUUACACAGAUAAUCAGCACCAUGGAGACUCAGGUGUCUAACGGUCCCGCCGCCAACUGUCUCUCCAACGGGCCCGUUUCCACGGACGACAGCAAAACCAACCUGAUCGUCAACUACCUGCCCCAGAGCAUGACCCAGGAGGAGUUCAAGAGUCUGUUCGGCAGCAUCGGGGACAUCGAGUCCUGCAAACUGGUCAGAGACAAGAUCACAGGUCAGAGCCUGGGCUACGGCUUCGUGAACUACGUGGAUCCCAACGACGCGGACAAGGCCAUCAACACCCUGAACGGGCUGAAGCUGCAAACCAAAACCAUCAAGGUGUCCUACGCCCGGCCGAGCUCUGCCUCCAUCCGCGACGCUAACCUCUACGUCAGCGGCCUGCCCAAGGCCAUGAGCCAGAAGGACAUGGAGCAGCUCUUCUCCCAGUACGGGCGCAUCAUCACCUCUCGAAUCCUGGUGGACCAGGUCACAGCAGGCAUAUCGCGAGGCGUGGGCUUCAUCCGGUUCGACAAGCGCAACGAGGCGGAGGAGGCCAUCAAGGGCCUGAACGGGCAGAAGCCGCUGGGCGCCGCCGAGCCCAUCACCGUCAAGUUCGCCAACAACCCCAGCCAGAAGACGGGCCAGGCGCUGCUCACGCAGCUGUACCAGACCGCUGCGCGCCGCUACACGGGACCCCUGCCCCACCAGACACAGCGCUUCAGACUCGACAAUUUACUAAACGCCAGCUACGGAGUGAAGAGCUCUGCCUCUCUGCUCCCCAGGUUCUCCCCCAUCACCAUCGACAGCAUGAGCAGCCUGGCGGGGGUGAGCCUCACGGGGCCCACGGGGGCCGGCUGGUGCAUCUUCGUCUACAACCUGUCCCCCGAGGCCGACGAGAGCGUCCUGUGGCAGCUGUUCGGGCCCUUCGGCGCCGUCACCAACGUCAAGGUGAUCCGCGACUUCGCCACCAACAAGUGCAAGGGCUUCGGCUUCGUCACCAUGACCAACUACGACGAGGCGGCCAUGGCCAUCGCCAGCCUCAACGGCUAUCGCCUCGGCGACCGCGUGCUGCAGGUGUCCUUCAAGACCAGCAAGCAGCACAAGGCCUGAGGCGCGCGGCACAAGGCCUGAGGCGCGCGGCACAGAGAGGGAUUCAUCGCCACAGCCCCUUAAACCUGCAGGGCAGCUGCCAGGCUUCCUGUGUAUCCACCCUACGAGACUGACACACACACACACACAUUUACACACACACACACACACACACAUUUACACACACACACACACACACACAUUUACACACACACAGACACUCACACGCUCGCUCGCUCACUCACGCUCACACACACACAUACACACACACACACACUCAUGCACACACGUACACUCGCACAUGCACACGCAUACAGACACUCGCACAUGCACACACGCUCGCAUGCUCACGCACACACUCUCACACACAGAAACACACUCAAAGGUAGUGUUCUUUUUUUUCUUUCUCUCUUCACACCACACCUUCCUUAUGUUUGUUUGUAUUGAAUUAUCAAUACCUAGUAUGCAUAAGGGUGUGCAGUUCCACAUUUUGUGAGAAACGGGGGUGUGAAAGAAGCUCAAAUAUAGGCAAAAAUUGAGAACCUGGACACUGCUGAACAAGCAAGGCAAAUAUGUAAUACUGACCCUGCAGACACCACCUCCUGUUCCCCCGAUCACGUUAGGACGCUUCCAAUCGAUGACCUUUUCAAAUGGGAUAUACACAUACCGACUGGGCAUGUAAGAUGGUUAUUAGUCUGUGAGCAGUUUUUUUUAGACAGGCUUUUACUGUCCAAUCAGGGCAGCCUGGACUAAUCUGUGUCAGAUUUAACAAAGACCACGCCUACACCACACACACACACACACACACAGGGAGUGGAGUAAGAUAUCAGUUCCACUUGUACAAGCAAACAACAUAAAACACACACACGUACACACACACAUAAGCCUCGUGCUAACACACACAGCCUUUAGCUCUGUCUCACACAUAUAUCCUCUAUUGAGGAUGCUAUCAAGAAAACGAAGGGUGAUUCGGUUCAUAAGAUUCGCACGUUACGUUUCGAUGCGCUUUUUAUGCUUAGAAAUAAGAACACGCUGUACCUACAACGAGGUCGGUAACAGUGUUCCCAUGGUUACAGUCUAAACGUGUAAUCCUGGAGUAAACAGAAAAAUUACACCACGACAAAGGAUUCACCCAAAAUGCACUGGGGUUACACCAGAACAUACCGUUUGCCCUAAAAUACCACGAUCACACCAGAACAGAGCAUUCACCCACAAACACACAGCCAUCAUAGCAGAACAUAGCAAUUACCCUAAAAUAUUACAGCAAUUAGACCAAAACUUCAUGAUUAUGAAGUGACACUGAUUAGACUGCAAUUUUAAGUUUUUGAAAGUUAUGAUCUGUCUGUGGUAUAGUGUCAUUAUUUAAACUGAAAAUUUGUGAUUUUGAAUUCAUAAAUUGCCAAAUGCUGUGAUGGUGAAUAGAAUAAUCCAGAACAGUUUGAGGGCCAAAGUACCUUCACCACCCACCCCCCACCCCCCAAAAAAAAAACAUCCAUAGCCCCAUCCACUCGAUCUACAUCCACCCUAUGUAAACCCACAUCCAUUCUACAUCCACUCUAUCAACAUCCACCCUAUUCACUCCCAUAUCCACCUCAUUUACAUCCAGUCUAUCUACCUCCACCCUAUCUAGACCCACAUACACUCUAUUUACAUCCACCCUAUGUAGACCCACCUCCACUGUACAUCCACUCUACUUACAUCCACCCUAUGUAGACCCACCUCCACUCUAUUUACAUCCAGUCUAUCUCCAUGUACUCUCAUAUGCGCUCUAAACACUCACUUUCUGAUUCUACACACACCCUUCUAACAUCUGGACAUCCACCCUCCAUCCUUCCACUCCAAAUCAGAACUAAAACAGUCAUUGAAUUCAAUGUAAUAUAAUGAAUUAAAGCAUAUAUAAAUCAGUCCAAAUUCUAAAUGUAAAAAGCUAAAAUAAAAAAGACCAGGCUGCCAGUUGUAUUUCCCUUUUAUAAAUGAUGAGUUCACCAAAGAGGACAAUGAUCAAGAGAGAAGAGAUAAGAGGGCCAGGAAGUACAAAAUACAUCUAUUUUUAUAAAAACGAAAUGAAAAGACCUUGAAUUUUUACUGAUUUUUAGCUGAAAAAUAUUUUCCAGUGGAUGUUUAUUCAUUCAUUUUUUAAAUGAUGGAAAGGUAGGGGACAGACUGACAGAUCAAAAAAGUAGCAGAGAACAGACAAAUAAUAAAAAAUAAAAAAGCUUUGAUAAUAUGUUAAAAUCCCUGGCAAAAACUGCAGAGCAAUACCCACCCCCACCAGAAAAGUAAAUUUAGUCAUCUGCUAUUUUAAGCAUUGCUUUGGCUCACGCCAUAUCCUUUCACGGUUUUUUGGGAAAAAAAACAAAUGUCACGACUUUAGUAUCUUUAGUGACUAAGAUAAAAAUAAGUUGUUUUAAAUAUUUCUACAUCACCGCUUCGCCAUUUUACACUGGGAGAAAAUAAUAAGCCUUCAAGAUUUCAUUUUUAAAACCUUUAUUUUAUCAAACCUAAAUACCAUCUCAAUUUUAAAAUACACAGGCAACCCAGGGGUUUAGAACCAACCGGUGUUUCUACAGAACUGUGUUGAUGUGAAAUGUAACCAAAUAUAACUCUCGUCAGUCAUAAUUGCUCAAGGAAGAUCAGCGCCACCUAGUGUCCUGUUUAAGAAAAGCCUGACAAGUACGUUUACCAAUCCAAGAGCUUAACAUGCAAGCGUUUGGUCAUUUUUCUUUGCAGUUAGACUGCAAAAAAUACAGAAUUGCGACUUUACCUUCCGAAGCCCUGAGUACACGCAUUUCUCACCCCGUAAAUACAGACUCACACAAACACUCUCUUAUACUCCCCGACCGUCUCUCCCAGACGCACACACUGUACUAAUAUCUCACGCACACGUACACACACACAGUUUCAGGUUUUGUUGGCGGAGGAAUUCUUCGCGGUGAAGUGCGGGAGAAACGCGCUUGUUGAAGCGUGGCCUCAGCAGGCCACCGCCCGCAGUAAAUACCGCACCGUCUCGAGGACGCUGCUGAAGCUAGCGUAGCGUACCGCGGCGCUUGGGCAGUGAUGAUGGCGAAUCGUCACGGCACUUUUCAUACACAACAGCGAGCGUCACGUGCUUCUUUUAUAGACUGAGAGCAUAAAAUAUAAAUAUAUAUUUUUUAAAAAACAAAUUAAAAGGUCAUGCUGAAAUAGUGGAAAAGUGAAAGUAUCAAAUGUAAAAAAUAAAAAAAAAUAAGAAAACAAAACAGACAAUACAAAAAGGGAAAAAAUUAAUACUCAUUAAAUAACUUUUUAAAAGGCGUUAAUAAUACAAACUUAUGUCCACUGAAACAGUUCCAAUGACUGUAUUCUGAUCAGACACAGCUGAAACUGAGAGAUUUUCUAAAAAAAAAAAAAUUAAUUAAAAAAUCAGAUGUUUUGAUUAAAGGGAGCAACAGCAAAAGGCUGGAAGGGACAACUUAAAUAUUCAGUUUCCACCCAUGACCAUUUCAGAAAACAAUACUUUUCCUUUAAGAUAUUGGGGUUUUUUUCCAUAUCAGAUUCAUAUGUUGAUUUUUUAGCAUUUUGUGUCACUCAUUCGUAAGUCCAGUACCUUACUGCAUUGCUAUUUAUCGGGUACCAGUUUUCAAUGACUUCAGUUUCAUUAUUUAAAAUAUAAUUAGUAGUCGUUUUUAGUGUUUGCAGACUUUAGAAUUAGUUAGAUUUUUUUUUCAAUUCAGAUAUGUUGGAUUGUGUUUGUAAGUCUGUGGUAGCUUUUAUUGCAACAAAAAUACAAAAUAGCGCCACCAAACUUGUAUCAUUUUGGCGACUUUUAACUUGUAGUUUUAACUUAUUGUUAACUUAAAAACUAUUUAUUAUUGCCUCGUAUAAAAGUAUGUUUUGUGUAUAUUUAUUGAUUAUUUCAUUAUAUUUGCAAGUUUAACUGACUUUAAUUUUGCCAAACUGUGGUUACACUGAUGUUUUCUUCAGAGGGGACAAAAGGUUUUUAAAAUUGAGAGUUAAGAGAUUCUCCCCAAACAGGGUGGACUGAAUUAAAGAACAGAAAAGUGUGUUAACGCCCAAUUCUGUUUUCUGGAGAUUAGGACCUUACCACCAGUUUUUGGUUUGUCUUGUGAAAUCAAAGCCUGUUGAUUUUUUUCAUCACUCAUGCUGUAAGAAAUUAUUUCGUUUUGUUUUCCAAAGCACUUUCAGAAGCCCAGUUUAGGGGCCUGGGGCUCCCCCUGCAGGCAGGCCUGAGAAGCGCUCUCCUUCCUGCCACACGCCCAGCUUCACAAGGAGGGGACAGACAUAUCAAAGGGACAGGGAAAAUGAGGGGACAGACAUAUCAAAGGGACAGGGAUAAUGAGGGGACAGGAAUAUCAAAGGGACAGGGAAAAUGAGGGGACAGACAUAUCAAAGGGACAGGGAUAAUGAGGGGACAGGAAUAUCAAAGGGACAGGGAUAAUGAGGGGACAGGGAUAAUGAGGGGACAGGGAUAUCAAGGGACAGGGAUAAUGAGGGGAUAGGGAUAACAAGGUUCAGGAACAGGAAGGUUAGGAAGAAAAAGGGGAUAGCAAGAGGACAAAUGAGGCAACAAAGGGAAACGAGGGAGGAGUACUGAGGGAACAGAGACAAUUAGUGAAUGAAGAUAGCGAGGGGGCAGACAGGGAAGGAACAGGGUAAGUGGCAGAAAGGAACUCUGAAGGUCAGUACUUCCUGCAGGUCCUUUUCAGUUUCCUGUCACUUCUUCAGUAUUCGGGGGGAAGGGACCAUGCUACUUUUCUCUUCUCUUAACAUUUACAUUGGACUGCAAAACAAAACAAAAGGCAACAGUCCAGAUGGAGCUGAUAUCCGAAGACACAAAAACCAGAAUAAAAAAUACUUCCAAACACGAUCAAGUGACGACGAUGUAACAGAAAAGAUUAUCCUUCGGUUCCGUCUUUUCCAUUAAGGAUCUUUAAUACUGGGAUUUCAGGUGAAGACACUUGAGGACUUUUUCAUGAGAUUGUUUAAUUAUUUGUACUUUUCAUGCCAAAAAAAUUGAAAUAAAAGUUACAGAUCUGAA
Messenger RNA from Anguilla rostrata (American eel), 6707 nucleotides. RefSeq names its product ELAV like neuron-specific RNA binding protein 3 (gene elavl3). The transcript has 7 exons. Gene Ontology annotation, cellular component: ribonucleoprotein complex. The record is from RefSeq and is a predicted model, not a curated record. Gene Ontology annotation, molecular function: RNA binding. Lineage: Eukaryota; Metazoa; Chordata; Actinopteri; Anguilliformes; Anguillidae. Bases 602 to 1690 code for a protein of 362 amino acids.